This is a messenger RNA of Sparassis crispa, 1215 nucleotides long. RefSeq lists its product as hypothetical. The record is from RefSeq and is a predicted model, not a curated record. The transcript is spliced from 3 exons. Bases 1 to 1215 code for a protein of 404 amino acids. NCBI's taxonomy places the organism in Eukaryota, Fungi, Basidiomycota, Agaricomycetes, Polyporales, Sparassidaceae. Gene Ontology annotation, molecular function: protein binding.
AUGGCCGUGAUCAUGUGUAGCGCUACCUGCUGCUGCGAAACCGGCAGGACGCACCAACCCGUGGUGGUCCUCCCGCCCGAAAUUUUCGACCACAUCAUCGAUUUUCUCUGGGACGAUCCCAGCGCACUCGCCGCCUGCAGUCUCACGUGCCGCACCUGGCUCCCGACCACCCGCUUGCACCUCUUCCGCAGCGUCACCCUCGGCGGCGCACACCACUGCGCCCAACUCAAUGCCCUCCUCGAUGCCUCCGCCGCCGCCUCCACCGGCAUCCCGCGCUACAUUCGCGAGCUCUGCAUCCUCACCCCGUGGAUGGACGAGCACGGGCACCUCAACCACCUCGGCCAGGGGCUCACGCUGCUCCUUCCCCGCCUCCGCGCCGUGCAGCACCUCGCGCUCGCGAACGUGCUCUGGAACCCGUCCUUCAGCCCCACCACCAAGCAGGAAGAAGAGUGCUUCCUCACAUUCUCCCCCGCCGUGCGCACCCUUCGCCUCAGCUUCGUCGACUUCGAGAACCCGCACGACCUCCUGCGCUUCCUCUCCGCAUACCCGCAGCUCCGCACGGUGCACAUGUCCAACGUGAGCUGGGGCAGCAACGCGGGGUUGGGCGCACCGUCCCCUGUUGUGGUGCCAGAGCUUGGCGCCGGCGAAAAGGCGAUCCGAAUCGAGGACCUGACGAUAGUGGACACGGGCCAGUUUCAGACAGCCGUCGAGGCCAUGGCGUCGCUAUUCCUCAGUCCCCGCUUCGACCUGCGUCUGCGCAGGCUCCACUGGGGCGUGUACGCGUUCGCAUCACGGGGGCCUGGCUUCAAAAACGUACUACGCAGGGCCGGGACGCACCUUGAAGAGCUCCAAAUCGCGCUGUACUCUCUGGACACCGACGCUGCGCUCCCAGACGACGUCACACUCGCGCACAACACGCGGCUCGCGUCCCUGCACAUUGUCUCCAACACGUUCGCCGGCGUGCGCUGCCCGUGGGUGCCCGCGCUGCUCUCUACGAUUGCCUCACCGCGCCUCUCGCAGAUCAUCUUCACUUUCCUCGGGACGGUGGGAGUCGACUGGGCGCACGUGGACGAGUCCCUCUCCCAUCUCCCCCGCACGCUCCCGCGUCUUGUUGUCACAUUCGGGAUCCAUGGCGGCGAAACGGUCGACGCUAUUAGGUCGUCGUUGCCGCGCCUGAGCGCGCGAGGCACACGUCUCGAUAUCUCUGUUUGCUGA